Trichosporon asahii var. asahii CBS 2479 is the source of this 852-nucleotide messenger RNA. RefSeq lists its product as uncharacterized. The transcript is spliced from 8 exons. The record is from RefSeq and is a predicted model, not a curated record. NCBI's taxonomy places the organism in Eukaryota, Fungi, Basidiomycota, Tremellomycetes, Trichosporonales, Trichosporonaceae. Bases 1 to 852 code for a protein of 283 amino acids.
AUGAGCACAAAGUCCGAGUGCCCUGUCACGGACCCGGCGUCGGUCCCCAACCCUCUUGGCGAUGGGAAAUACAUCAAGACGGCCGGAUGUCUGAUCAUUGGAGACGAGGUGUUGAACGGCAAGACGAAGGACACGAACAGCAAUUUCUUCGCGCAGUUCUGCUUCGAUCUCGGCAUUGAUCUAAUCGAAGUCAUUGCAGACGACGAAGACGAAAUCUAUGACUUUGUUGUGACCUCUGGUGGCAUCGGUCCCACGCACGACGACAUUACGUACGAGUCACUGGGCAAGGCGUUCGGACUCCCGCUCGAGCACGAUGUGGAGACGAUGCGGCGCAUGGCAGCGCUCACGACCGAGAAACGUCGGCUAGAGCUCGAGGCUGCGUCGCCUGAGGAGCGUGAGGCGCGCAACCGCAUGGCUCUGUUCCCGCUCGCGAAGGGCGGGCACGGAAGUGACGGACAAGGUGGCGCGCGCAGCGAGCUCCUCUUUGUUUCGGAGGACAAGUGGGUCCCCGUUCUCCGCCUCGGUGGAAAGCUCUGCGUCUUCCCAGGCAUUCCGAGCUUGUUCCAGCAGCUCCUCCUCGGCCUCGUGCCGUAUCUGCCCCUCCCGCCUGCUUCGUCGAAGCCGUUCCGCCAUCUCAUCUUCACCAAAUUGCACCUUACCUCACGGAGCUUCAGAAGCGCGUCAAGGACGAGGGCAUCCGUGUUGGAUCUUGGUGUGCACGUGAGCCUGAUCGGCCAUGACGUUGAGCGUGUCAAGGAGCUUGGCCGCGAAAUCGCCGAGAAGCUGGACGGCGAGGUUAUCUCUGAGGGUCAACUUGGAGACGAGUCUGCCAAGGCCAAGCCGUCUCUGUGA